Messenger RNA from Scleropages formosus (Asian bonytongue), 4011 nucleotides. RefSeq names its product ras and Rab interactor 2-like. The transcript is spliced from 10 exons. Gene Ontology annotation, molecular function: small GTPase binding; guanyl-nucleotide exchange factor activity. The record is from RefSeq and is a predicted model, not a curated record. Gene Ontology annotation, cellular component: endocytic vesicle; cytosol. Gene Ontology annotation, biological process: vesicle-mediated transport. Lineage: Eukaryota; Metazoa; Chordata; Actinopteri; Osteoglossiformes; Osteoglossidae. Bases 880 to 3411 code for a protein of 843 amino acids.
ACAGUAACUGAUACGAGGAACAAAUCGAUGUGUGAAGGUGAGGAAGGUGUUCAGUUACAGGAACUUCCUUAUUCCGCCUCUUUCCAGUCACCUAUUGGACCAUAGAGGGGCAGAAGAGUCUCCCGAACCGAACCGAACCGAACCGGGUCAGCCUCCUCAACAUCUCAGUGUUGCUCCACCGGCGAAGAAGGACCUUUUAACUUCAGUCUCUUUUUAUCCCGGCGAUGCGCGGCGUGUUCAAACCGUACAAACUGUAUCUUAGCAACGCAACGCCGUCGCGCGCGAGUUAAAGUCUUUUUCGUAAUUUUCCGGAAAUGGGAGAGGAUUUUGAUUCGAGGGUUUCGGCGGGGAAGCGAGCGCUACAGUAAACUGUCUGUGUACCACGGUGCGGAUGUGUGAAGUUACGUGGCUUGCAGGCGGCGCCACGUGGAGGGAAAAGACAGGGCUCGCGAGCAGCACGCGAGGGCCACGUGAAGUGCGCGCACGCGGAGAUCGCGUGCAGAUGGAGGAGACCCUUCGCGCGCGUUCCCGCUGACCCCCCGCGGAGUGGAAAGGCGCGCGCACGGCGAGCCCACCUGAGAGAGAGAGAGAGAGAGAGAGAGAGAGAGAGCAGGGGAAAAAGUUUGUUCAAGGGAGGAGAAGCCAGGAAUUAAAGCGGAUGUAAGGAAGAGGAAGAGCAGUGACUCUGUCUGUGUCUGUAACUCUGUGACUCUGUGACUCCGCGAUGAUGAGCUCCGCGCACCGACUCGAGCCGCUCGGGGCGCGCUGAGCGCACGCCGGUGACGUGACGGCUCGGGAGGGGCUCAUGUGGGACCCCCGCGGGGGACGGUGACUGUCCACAUCUGGCCGCCAACAACAGCCCAGCACCAGCACGUGAUCAUGGACACGGACAAGGAGAAGGAGAAGGAGAAGAUGCAGGAGGCCCCCGUGUACGACUAUCCGGACCCCCAUCCCUUGGCGGAGAAGCGCGUUUGCCCGCAGCGGGGGUCUCUGAAGAGUAUCAGCGUGCUGGAUCGCCUGCUGCUCACGCACCCCGUGUGGCUGCAGCUGUCAAUCAACGCCGCCACAGCCCUGCACAUCUUGCAACGCGAGCCCCCGGGGACGUUCCUGGUGCGCAAGUCGACCACGUCUCAGAAGAAGGUGCUGUGCGUGAGGCUGGAGGACGACAGCGUGCCCUCCUUCGUGAAGCAGGUCAUGAUCCGCGAGGAGGGCUCCAGUAAGUGCGUCGCUUCCUCACAGUUUGCGCUCCUCUUUUCCCGCGCGUUCGAGCCUCGUCUCACUGGCCCUCGUCCCUUGACAGCUUUCUCUCUCGAGAGCUCAGCCAUCGGCUUCCCGGACCUGUGCAGACUGAUCGCCUUCUACUGCGUGAGCAGGGACGUCCUGCCCUUCACCUUGGAGCUCCCCGAAGCCAUCGCCAAGGCUGCGUCUCACAAGCAGCUCGAGUCCAUCUCGCACAUGGGCGUGGAGUUCUGGAGCUCUCAGCUCAACUACCGAGGGCCUCGCGACGGCCCCCCGCCGGCGCCGACCCUGACGGCGGAGGAGUGCGUCACGCCCGAGGAGAACCCCACCCUCCUCCAGGAGUUCUGCCCCAUCCGCACGCGGAGCCCGCUGGAGCUGGACUGCGGGUCCGGCAGGGGGGCCCUGUGCUUCGUGAACCCCCUGUUCCUGCAGGAGCAGCCGGGCCGCGGGGCGCCGCACAGACGCCUCCAGUUCAAGCGUAGCAUCAAAGUGCGGGUCUCCACAGAGACCUCCAGCCAGCUGUCCCCGCCGUCCACCGCGCCCCCGCCCCCUCCGCUGCUGGCCAAGGGCGCUCGCCGCGCGGCCGCCGGCGGGCGGGGGCGACGCGAGGACCCGGCCCCCGUCCGGGAGGCGUCCCGCUACCUGGAGCCCAGCUUGCCUGAGCGGGAGAGGCCUGGAGCGGCGGGAGCGGUCGGCAAGAAGGGGCUCUCUCCCACUCAAGAGGAAGACGAGUACCAGAUGCCCAAGGUUCUCCAGAAGUGCUGGGAGGAGCGCAAUGCCGGGGGUGAGGCGGACGACGACGACGACGAGGCGGCGCUACCCCUGGAGCGGAGGCGCGCCCCCUCUCUGACGGAGCUGGACAGCAGCAGUUCCCUGAGCAGCCUGGAGGAGUCGGAGGAGAGCCCGGAGCGACCGGCCCUGAUGCGCGGCACCAGCACCCCCGCGGCACCCGUCCCCCCACCCCAGCCCGUGUCCACCCUGCGCAAGAUGAGCGCUAUCUUUAUGUCCUUCUUUGCCCCAGGGAAGCGCGUGGCGCGCCUCGUGGAGGAGUUGUCGCGGGACCGGCGCUCGGCCUUCGGCGCUCUGGUGCAAGACUUCCUGCGGCAGCAGCGGGAGGAGGUGGGAAAAAGCGCCUCGGCCGUCUCGCUGCUCCAAGGCUUGCGUCUCUUCCUCUCCCAGGCCAAAGACUUCCUGCUGGACUGCCGGGAGCUGGAGCCCCCCAUCGAGACCCUGGUGCCGGAAAAUGAGAAAGACUUGGCCCUGGAAAAAGCCCUGUUCCGCUGCGUGCUGAAGCCCCUGAAAGGCCGUCUGGACUCGGCGCUGCGCCUGCUGCACGAGCGCGACGGCUCCUUGAGACUGCUGGCCGACGGCCUGCGUGCCACGAGGGACGGACCGCUGGAGCGCUUUGGCGUGCGCGUGGCUGUGCUGGAUGCCGGGGGUGUGGAGCGGAUCCGCCAGAAGCUGGCGCUGAUGCAGCGCGCCUACUCCCCGGUGGACAAGGUGGUGCUCCUGCUGCAGGUCUGCAAGGCUGUUUACCAGGCCAUGAGGGGCGACGCUGCUCAACAGUUCGGAGCAGAUGAGUUCCUCCCAGCUCUGUCCUACGUUCUGGUGCAGUGCAACAUGCCAGAGCUCCUCCUGGAGGUGGAGUACAUGAUGGAGCUCUUGGACCCCUCAUGGCUCACCGGGGAGGGUGGUUACUAUCUGACCAGCGUCUACGCCAGCCUGUGUCUGAUCCAGAGUCAGCCGGAAGCCGUCCCCCCCGGUGGCGUGACUCGGAAGGCCCGCGAGUCUCUGACGGAGUGGAGUCGUCGCCGCAGCAAAGACGCACAGCAGCAGAAGGACAACCAAAAGCAGCAGACAUUCGUGCGGGUGCUGUUCCAGGACGGUGACUGCAGCUCUGUGAAGACCCUGCGGUGCAAAGUGGACGACAGCGGCGAGGCUCUUGCCGGGCUCUGCGCCGCCUCUUUCGGCGUCGCUCAACCCGAGAACUACGCCCUCUACUGGCGUGCCGGCGAAGGGGCGCAACCUCUUCCUGCCCACGUGCGGAUCCAGGACCUGCGGAACCAGAGCGGAGGCGCCCCGUCCCUCGCCUACCAGCCCUGCGAUGAGGACGCCGGCAAGAUGCGCAGGCUUACCCGAGGUGGCGCCGUGGACCUGGCAGAGUCCAACUGAUCGCCUCUCCGUGGCCGUCGCACGUCCGGGACAGAGCGGCGCUUUCAGCGACACCGUUUUAGAGCUGCUUUUCAGGCCAUGCCAGCGUUCCGUGGACUGCUUCGUGUGAAACGUGAGGGUGCGGCAUCUAGCGCGGCAUUCGUCGGGCGUCCCGCAAGGAGUGCAACUCUGCUCAGCGCCGCCGUUUCCGCUCCAUGUGCGCUUGGGGUGGCUGUCAGUACCUGAGCGCGCCGGGGUGGGCUGCUCUUACUGGGGGACGAUUUUCCAGCAUGCGGUGCAUCGAUGGAUUGAGCGGCGCCGCUCACCGCCCUCCUGCGUGUCGCACAAUAUGACGCGGCCGUGUGCCAUCGCGCCGUUCCGAGAGCACCCCCCCACUGACACUUUAAAAAUUGGCCUCGCGGGCAAGGAUUGAGCUGCAUGCUUCUCCUCAUCUUCACACGGCAUUUAUUUAUAUAUUUAUUUAUUUAUUUAGCCAAAAGCGUUCGGCUGCCUGUUGUCUUUGCGUUGCCUAGUGAGGGACAGCCGGUCGUGUCGUGAUUGGAGCUGCUGCUACGACCCAAAGGUCACAGGUUCAUACCCCCACCCCCCAGCUGUAGUAGC